Messenger RNA from Knipowitschia caucasica, 258 nucleotides. Lineage: Eukaryota; Metazoa; Chordata; Actinopteri; Gobiiformes; Gobiidae. The record is from the annotation of a GenBank genome assembly.
AUGGUGUUCCUAAAGACUGUCUCGGUCCAGAUGAUCUUGGGAGGUUAUGUGGAUUUGGGUGCUGGCCAGCUGUCGACCGGGCGGAUCUACGUAACUGUGGCUCGUCUGGACCGAAAACUGUACUGGACACAAUUGAUGGCAAAUGCGCAGAACUGGGAGGAACUACUGAUGGGGGCUCGCAUGGUCCCAGCACAGGGCGAGAAGGUCUUAGAGAGGAGGGCUGGGGAACCCGAUGGGGAGGCAGUGGCUGGUGAAUAG